Messenger RNA from Phyllostomus discolor (pale spear-nosed bat), 2485 nucleotides. It is a transcript of the gene TMEM71, whose product is annotated as transmembrane protein 71. The transcript has 10 exons. The record is from RefSeq and is a predicted model, not a curated record. The coding region runs from base 559 to 1476 and encodes 305 amino acids. Lineage: Eukaryota; Metazoa; Chordata; Mammalia; Chiroptera; Phyllostomidae.
GCUCCUCGGGGUGAGUGUCACUAUGUGAGCCCCACAGGAAGUGUGACCUCAUUCCACCGCUCAGCCUCUGGUUUCGCAGGCUGUUUUUGAAAGAAAACAAGCGCGGUUUGAAACGCUGACUUUCCCAAGAGCUGCGUGCUCUUCUAUUCUAGGAAACAGCCGAGAGAACAAGAGGUGGCCGAAGACAAAGCUUCUCUGCAAACGCCUGCACGCGGCGGUGUGUGCGGGCGUCUCUCAGGAGGGGAAGAUGGGAUUUCCCUUCGUGAGGAGACAUCUGCACCUGUUGACACUCUGACAUUCUUUCCAGCUGAAGAACUGCUAAGUCCUGGAUUUCUGCACUGACUGUCAGACCCAGGAAGCUUCGUAUUUCAGUAACUAUUUCAUUAUCUACCAGUUGGAAGGAAGACUGGGAACUCCCUUUGGAAAGAACAUACAAAUGAAAUCUAUGAAUGUGUAAAUCAAAUGCUUUGAUUUGGAGAUCAGUCCAGGAAUGCCAGAAAGGUCUCCUGACUUACCUAGAGAAAAAUCUGUGAAGUUUGAACCAGCAGCUUUCCCAAAAUGUACCGAAUAUCUCAACUGAUGUCAACACCAGUGGCAAGUCAAUGUUCUUCCGGGUCCGACAGAAAAUAUGCUGGAGAGCUGUCUCCCACGUGCAUUUUCCCAAGUUUUGCCUGUGACUUCCUGGAUGGUGACAGUUCCUUUGACUGCUGCUCCACAGACCCCCUGACGGGCUCCUACCUUCCCUGUCGCCGAAGUCCCAGGCUCCUCACCAACGGCUACUACAUCUGGACAGAAGACAGUUUCCUCUGUGACAGAGACGGCCACAUAACUCUGAGCCCGUCCCAGACCAGUGUGAUGUACAAGGAGAACUCGGUUAGGAUAUUUAGAAAGAAAAAGAGAAUUCGCCGUUCGUUCUCUUCUCUCUUCGAUCUCAGAGCCUCUAAAUCCUGGCUGCAUGGAAGUAUCUUUGGUGAUGUCGACUCUUCCCCUGCUGAGGACAUCUGGUUGGAGGGAGUCAGCAGGCUGGACAUGCACCAUGGCAACGGAAAUGGAGGGGACGGUGACGGUUCUCCGACCGACGACUGGGAGUGGGAGAAGCCGGGAGCAGAGCCUGUGGACGCCUCCUCUUCGGGCCCCGUCGCGCCUGAGACUCCCAGGAAAGGUUCCCACGGCUCGUCCCUGCAGUCCCAGCUGACGGCUUCUGACCAUCUCCAAGGGGACGUUUUGGAUCAUUCGAAACCCAGUUUGUUGGGAGAGAUCUCUUUUCAGACAGUUCUGCUUGCUGCAUGCUUGAUCCUGUCUGCAUGUGCAAGGUGGUUUCUGGGCGGGAUGCUCGCCAGCGCCAUCACCUGCUCCUGCAUCGUCACUGUUGCUUAUGUUGUCAAGUUACUGUUUCUCAGCCUCGCCAGCUUCUUCAGAGCCACCCCCUGCACUAGGAGAAUGUCGCCUGUGUUGUCAUCAUUUAGACAAAGAUGACAGUCAUCCGAAACCUGGGACUUUGUGCUGAGUGAGCGUGGCAUCGACUGCAUACAGGAAAGGACCAGAUCGUUUGUCCCGAAGAUGACUUCCUGUUAGCACAGAAAUCUAAUAGUCUUGUCUUCCUGUGUCUAAAUUCUUACAUCAGAAUACAUAAAAUUCACUUUUAAGGCUGUGGGACUUAGGGAAUCAUGUGAAUUUUAAAUUUUUAAGUAGUAUUAAAGGUCUUUUAUAGAUUCAGAGCACCGCAUUUUAACAAGGGCUCCUACGAAGAAGACUUUUUCCUACAGUUUCUCAAAUAACCAGCAAAUGGCCCACGGAAUGGACUCAGUUACAAACCGCGGUGUCUCCACUGUCUCUCAGGCACUCAGCAAUCCCCCUGCAGCCUCACGGCCACGCGUUAGCGUAUUUCAAAGGGUGACUGGGGUCUGGGUGAGAGGCUCGCGGAAUUCCAAGCAGCCUGCAGAGCAGGAUCUGCUGCGAGAUGGAUUGGGUUAAUUACCGUCAACACGGCAGGCAGCUGCUGGAGGCCAACUCCCAGAGCUGGGAGACUGAGGUCUGUGACUCAGAUCAGUUCACAGGCCUUUGCUCCUGCACCGGGUCGCCCCUAUUUACACACUCGCGGUUAAUUCUGAAAUCACCGUGAUGCCGAGGGGAGGUUUAUUUUGUUUAGGACUCCGGCCAGUAUUGAUUUGCUGACACUUUGAGAGAUGCGUCCCUUAGUUUCCUAGCAUUCCAUCCAGGCUUCUGGGUGCAGGCAUUAAUGUGGCUAAGUUUUGUUUAAUCCGAUAGUUAGGAAACUGGGUCCUGAGGCCACCUGCGAGAGAAAUCCUUAUUCUUUAGCCCCUGUAACCGAAUGACAUUUGUUUAAGGCUCUUCUAAGGUAGGUGCCCCCUCCCUGGGGCUGCAGGUUGCUCUCCGCCUCACAGGCUGUUAGCUACAGGCCUGCUUUCCUGCUUGGCUUUAUGGGUGGGGAUGUUGCCCUAGGCAGGGCUGGCCUGACCCGGAG